UGUAUGUUAUCUGUGUGCGCACGUUACAACGGUUGGAUUUUGUGUUCAUUUUAGCUAAAGCAGCUAGUCGCCCCUUAUUAUCAGUGAUCUAGUAGCACUACAAAGAACAUAAUAUAUUUCGAAGAGCAUAUCUUCACUGUUUUUUAGUGUUUAGCUCCGUGCAGAAGUAAAUGUAGAGCCAUUGGAUUUUUCGAGUUGGCAACUGUGGCACGGCAGGUGUGUCAGUACUAUAUUGCCUACCCAUUUAGAACAACGUUAUGGCAAUUCUCUCUUUUGUGAUUCAGAAUUGGUAACAUUCUAGAACAUUACCGUAACUGAUUUAUAUAUCUGCCUUCCUGCACGGACUGUGUAAGAAUUUAUACAACAAUGGAGGGCCAGGAAGUCAGUUCGAAGGAUGAGGGACAUAAGAUGUUACCUGUCGAUGGUCCAGGCUGGUCGUAUGUAAAUGGGGUCCUGCACUGCGACGGCAUGUCAUUGGAGGACUUGCGGAUGUCCCUGAAGAAGGAUUACGGCCUCCAGGGUUCCCCAGCCCACAUCUAUUCCUACUCAGCGUUGGUCGCCAAUGUUAAGAAGUACACGGAUGCGCUGUGUCCUCUUGGAGAACGUGGGGUAUUGUCGUAUUCCCUGAAAGCCAAUAACAACUUGCGGGUGUUGGAGGCGCUGAGGCAGGCGGGCGUUAACAUGGCAACCACGGUUAGCGGGAACGAAAUCCUAAUGGCAAUGAAGGCGGGGUUCGCUGCAACAAAUAUUAUCUAUAACGGAACCGGUAAAAGAAGGUGGGAGGUCGAACUGGCGAUCAAACAUGGAGUGCUGCUCAACCUCGACUCUGAAUUCGAUGCCCGGUUGAUCGCAGGCGUGGCCAGGGAGAUGGGCUUGAGGGCGAGGUGUAUCGUCCGCCUGAAUCCAGCCCUGAAUGCGGACACCCACCCAUAUCUGGCUACCGCCCUCGCUGAUUCCAAGUUCGGGGUGGAAUUUCACCAGCUGGAAAGGGUGCUGCAGGUCGUGCGCACAGGCGAGAGUGGAGAUGUGGAACACGUAAUCGUCGAAGGAGUGCAUAUUCACGUCGGGUCUGCUGUUUCGCGCACGCAGGUAUUCUCAGACAUGACAAGAGUCGCGGCGCGUGCGCUGCGAGAGUUCCCGCCACAGAUCCGAGAACGAGGAUGGCCAAGGGCGUCCACCAUCAAUCUGGGAGGUGGACUCAACAUUCGGCUGUCAGGAGUACCAGGGAAGAACGACGAGCGCCCUGCCACCCCAGAGCAACUCGUGGGUGCAAUCCUUCCCCUCCUCCCUGAGGGUUCUACGCUCUUGCUGGAACCUGGCAGAUCUCUUGUGGCAACGGCUGGCUCUUGUGCCUUUACAGGUGUAUUGAUGACAGAAGUGUUAGGAGUGAAGACCAAUGGAAAGCGCAGGUUCCUCGUGGUGGAUGCUGCUAUGACUGAAGUCAUUCGCCCUGCCCUGUACGGAGCCCAUCACCCCGUGACUCACGUGACCAUCCCGGCUUGUCAGGAAUGGGCUGUGAUGGAUGUCGUUGGGCCAGUGUGCGAGAGCGGAGACUUCCUCGCUCGCCGUUGCAUGCUUAGCCUAAGCCUUUCCUCUGGUGCCGCUCUCGUGGUUUGGGCAACAGGGGCGUACUGUUCCUCCAUGGCUUCCAAUUAUAACUUGCGACCGCACGCCAUCGAGGUUAUCGUAAAGGCGCCCGACCUCUACACUGUCGUAAGGAGGCCAGAAAAUUUCGAAGACCUCAUUUCGUGUUACUUGUAGCUUGAUUUGAAUGGUAGACACCAUUUACAGCAGAAGGAGGCAAGUUUUAUUUCUUAAUAGCCAAUACAGAAACCAGCAUUUCAUAUAUAUAUAUAUAUAUAUAU
Messenger RNA from Penaeus chinensis, 1865 nucleotides. RefSeq names its product probable diaminopimelate decarboxylase, chloroplastic. NCBI's taxonomy places the organism in Eukaryota, Metazoa, Arthropoda, Malacostraca, Decapoda, Penaeidae. The coding region runs from base 367 to 1761 and encodes 464 amino acids. Gene Ontology annotation, molecular function: diaminopimelate decarboxylase activity. The transcript has 8 exons. The record is from RefSeq and is a predicted model, not a curated record.